Sphaeroforma arctica JP610 is the source of this 2312-nucleotide messenger RNA. RefSeq lists its product as hypothetical. NCBI's taxonomy places the organism in Eukaryota, Ichthyosporea, Ichthyophonida. The coding region runs from base 328 to 2112 and encodes 594 amino acids. The transcript has 3 exons. The record is from RefSeq and is a predicted model, not a curated record.
GGCGGGUCGUAUGGCGAUCUAUUCUCUAUGCAGUGCACUUUCAUAUGUACAAUCUCCUUGAAAGUUUUCAUAAGUGAAUGUGAUUCUCAAUAUAUGUUUCCGAAUGGCAGAGUCAUACCCUUUCACCUGUACUGUAUAUUUAUAUAUAUAUAUAUAUAUAUAUCAGCUCGUGUGUUGAAGUACACACAACAAGUAUCCAUAUAAUAGUGAAUAGAAAGAACGAAGUUUUCUUUGCAGACCCAUAUUCGACGUGGUAACGUGCAAAUAGCUUUCGAUAGUGACGUGAUCACUCGCAUACCAACUAUUCUUCCAACAUACAGCAGCACCAUGUUAGUCCCAGAAACCCCAGCUAAGCAGACUACAGAAUGUGCAGGCACAGACGAACCACAAGCGAAAUCUUCUGAUCGAUACACUGACUCGAACUGUGGUAAAAGGAGUUCAAUGUAUGAAAAGAAUUCGACGAACACAACCGAAGGCUCUGUGCCCGAGCCUGGGGUUAGUAUAGCAUACAGUACGAACGAUGUGCUGGGCGUGGAUCACCCAGCCGUAGAGCAGAGCUUAUCGCAUGGGAGUGCCACAACUAUAUCCAGUUAUGCAGAUGUCUUCUUUCCGGUGCAAAGGAACCCCGUCUCUGAGACAACAACUGCACCAACUGACAGUAAAAUCUCUUCUAUAGCAAAUACAGAUCUUUAUGAGAAGGACGUGGAUUCCAAGAAUAUGGGAGCGGUUGAGAAGAAUACACAUACAAAUAUUAGUAGUGUAAAAAAAUCUCGCUCAAGCUUAUCGCAAGGUUCUAGUUUUAGUAAACCUGGACAGCAGCCCCAGCAGUAUCAACAACUGCAGCAUCACUCAUUCAAAACCCUGCUGGAAACGUCGAGGUCGAUUUCGCAACCACAGGCACACAGUGUGCACACACCGCCGUUCACAUACACUAACCCACCUGUACAUGCCCCAUCAUUGAAGCUCGGAAGUCCAGCUCAUACUGCUAAUAAUAAGAACGGCCCAGUAUCAGCGCCUAUAAUAAGUGAAUUAACAAAUAGUGCGGUAUCGCGCAUAUCAUCGGAAAAACACAACACCAAAGGCUCUAUACAUACGGGUGUGAAGCGUAUGGCGAGUUCUAGAUCGUUGUCCAAGAUGUUCUCUACAUCCUCGCUCACUGUGCUGCAUGAGAACGCAGCACGAACAGCAAAUAUAUAUGAAGAAGCCCGACCGGGCUCCCACACACCACCUUCGCCAAGGAGGGGCAGUUUAACCGUUAUGAGCCCUCUAAUGUUGACGCGCAAAAAUAGUCUCGAAGUGCACGGAAGUCCCUCGACUCUGCAACGGCGUAAUUCAUUAGAAGUACCGUUGGAUCGACGAAUGAGUGUUGAAUUCAGGCCGACAGAUAUGGACAAAAGAGUGGAACGAACGAGUUUAUGUGGGGAUGAUCUCUUCGCGUCUAUGGGCGACGAUCACAGCCAUAUUCGUCGCACUUCCUCACCGAGUCUGGUGUUGGAUCAUAACCUAGCCAGUACGAGUGCCCCCACACUCCCCCCUGUGAGCAAUAGUAACAUUAUGAGCAUGGAUCUCAAGACUGUAGGUGCCAUACGAGACCGGCGAAGCAGCUUGAGUAUGUCAUCGAGAGAUUCACUGACCAGCGUGGGUAGUGCAAGCUCCUUAGCGUAUACUGAACAUACAAGCGCCUCCCCGAGAGAACCGCGGUUGCCGGCUGCAAGUUACAAGCGGACACACAGUGACAGUGAGAGCUCGGUCACAGGUCAUGUGCAUAAAAAACGUCACCUGUCUACAAAUGGGGCGGGUGCGCAUCUGGCUGGGCUAGCCAAUACCAGUACAAGGCCUGAGAAGCUGAUAGUUACCUACAAUGACGAGGAAAGCGGUGCUACCGUGACCAAGGAUGUGGAAGAAGAUGUGGAAGAUAUAGUACUGCCCUGUCCCAAACGGUCGAGUUCGAUUGUCAGCGAGCAUGGGGAGAGGCCGUUGCGCAAGUUCUCAAUAGGCCCAUCGCCUACUCGAGUACACACAGACUCUAUGUCGACCAUUCUGUCGAAAGAUGAUGAUAGCGAGAAAAAGGAGUCGGGAGGAAAUAAGAAAAGCACAGUCACGAUGUUAUAAAUUCGAUUGAUCUUAUUAAUGGUUGUGGAUUAGAGUGUGUAUUCCAUUUACAUGCAAACAAUAGAAUAUGCUUCUUUUCUGUUGCUGAAAUCUAUAUACGCAUACAUACUUCAAUGUAUGUAUGCAUAUAUAUAUAUAUGUAUGUAGCUGACGUGUAUGUAUAUACAUACUUGAAUGUAGACACGCACAUUGAAUAUUUA